Messenger RNA from Fusarium sp. VM40, 1590 nucleotides. The record is from the annotation of a GenBank genome assembly. NCBI's taxonomy places the organism in Eukaryota, Fungi, Ascomycota, Sordariomycetes, Hypocreales, Nectriaceae.
AUGUCCAAACUAUGGAGUUCGACAGGGAUGUCCCCCUACAGCGGCCAGAGCCACGACUACAACCGCGAUCACCAACACCACGAUGCCGUACAAGAGGUUGAUGUUGAGAAAGGGCUAAGUAACGAAUUAGAAUGCCUUCCAACAAUACCAACUGCGGCUUAUCUUGCGACAAACCCAACUGCUUCCGUUAUUACGAAAGACCAGCAACCUCAGACCUUACCAACGCGGCCAGAAGAAAGCAUGCCAACCCCAUACCACGAAGUUACAGAGUCGAUACCAAAACCCCCGAAUCCUACAGAUAAAGGCAUGAGCCGUUGGAUAUUGUUGCAUCUAUGGUUCAAUACCUAUAGGAAGUUCUUCGUCUUGUGCACGUCGCUGAACCUGGCCGCCAUGAUAGCAGCUGGACUCGGCCACUUUCCUUACGCCGUCGAAAACUCUGGAGCAAUGGUGCUUGGGAAUCUCCUCUUUGCAGUACUCGUAAGGAACGAGCUAUUCCUAAGGUUCCUGUACCUGGUGACUAUCUACGGCCUCCGAAGUUGGGCUCCGUUGAAGGUACGACUGGCAGCAACCUCAGCUCUUCAACACAUCGGAGGACUUCAUUCUGGAUGCGGGCUAUCAGCAGCUGUUUGGCUCAUACUCAAGAUCAUCUAUAUGAUACGCCACCGCAAGAUGCAACAUAGCUCUGUGAUUUCUACAGGUGUGGUGACAAGCACACUCAUCUGUGUGUCUGUCAUCAGUGCCCUUCCAUGGAUUCGCAAUAACCAUCACAAUACGUUCGAGAGAUAUCAUCGUUUCAUCGGCUGGCUAGGUGUGGCAAUGACUUGGGUAUUUGUUAUCCUCGGCAAUAUAAACGAUGCCAAAUACAGCGAAUGGCACUCCAGCGGCAAGAUUCUGCUCAGCGGACAGGAAGUAUGGUUUGUCCUUGGUAUUACAAUACUCAUCGCUAUCCCUUGGGUCACACUUCGCAAGGUCCCAGUACACGUCGAGUUUCCUUCGCCCAGAGUCGCUAUCCUUCGGUUCAACCGUGGCAUGCAGCAGGGACUUACUGGUAGGAUAAGUCGAACGGCGGUUAAAGAAUUCCACGCCUUUGGCAUUGUUAGCGAGGGUGUCAACACCCCCUACCACUACAUGAUCUGUGGUGUUCAGGGUGACUUUACAAAAUCACUUGUCUCGGAUCCCCCAAAAACAGUCUGGACAAGAGAGCUUAAGUUUGCUGGCAUCGGUCAUGCCUCAGCCAUGUACAAGAGAGGAAUUCGAGUCUGCACCGGAACUGGUAUUGGAGCUUCUCUCUCCACCUGUAUCCAAAAUCCAAAUUGGUUCCUCAUCUGGAUUGGCUCUGACCAAGAAAAGACCUUUGGUCCAACAAUAUCUGGCCUUAUUCAUAAGUAUAUCGAACCUGAACGAAUGAUUCUAUGGGACACAAAGAAACGUGGUGGACGGCCUGACACUCUUAAGCUUCUUAUAAAGACAUAUAUAGACUUUAAAGCUGAAGUGGUGUUUAUCACAUCGAAUAAACUUGGUAAUGAUGAUAUGAUGCAAGGAUGUUAUACAGCUGGCAUACCUGCAUUCGGGACUCUUUGGGACUUUUAG